Molecule: messenger RNA, 891 nt
Organism: Notolabrus celidotus (New Zealand spotty)
Lineage: Eukaryota; Metazoa; Chordata; Actinopteri; Labriformes; Labridae
Gene: hcar2
Product: proteinase-activated receptor 3
Exons: 1
Coding region: 1-891 (296 amino acids)
Biological process (GO): phospholipase C-activating G protein-coupled receptor signaling pathway; positive regulation of Rho protein signal transduction
Cellular component (GO): membrane
Molecular function (GO): G protein-coupled receptor activity
Source: RefSeq, a predicted model, not a curated record
AUGGAGGUUUUGUACGUCAACUCGUCCCUGCUCUACGUCUCUCACAGACCCCUCAACUACACCGGCAGCGAGAAGACAGUGUACGAGCGCUGCAAAGACAUGCCCGCCGUAAUCAUUUGGUACCUUGGUUUGCAGUUCAUCAACAUGUUCUUAGGCAUCCCAGCCAACCUCAUGGUGCUGUGGCUCAUCCACAAGAACAAGGGUGACUCCUCUACCUCAGACAUAUUCAUCCUCCACCUGGCCAUCCUGGAUGUCUUCUUCUGCCUCAUCCCUCCCCUUGAGCUGGCCAACAUAGUCUUCCUCAAUAACAGCAGCACCUGGUAUGUCCUGCGCUUCUUCUACGGCAUCAAGGACUCCUCGCCACUUUUACUUGCUUGCAUCUGCCUGGACCGCUACAUGGCCGUAGUUCACCCCAUCACCUUCACCGAACUCAAAGAUCGCAAGCACCGAGCGGUCCUGGCUCUGGUUGUGUGGUUGAUCACUUUAGCCUACGCUGCGGCCAAAUGUGUGGGCAACAUUGUCAACUUUGAGAAGGUCUUCACAGGGAUGAUCCUUGCAGCGUUCAUCUUCAUGGUUUACUGCAACAUUGCGAUCCUUUGGGUGCUGCGGCAGUCCGGGCCCGGCAGGGACGAGAUGCAUCCUGUGAAGAAGAGAGCGUUCAAGAUGGUCCUCAUCAUCCUCGCCAUCAUUGUGUUCAACUACUUCCCUCCAGUGGCUCUGUUCCCCUUUCAGCACUACUUCUCUCCAGACGUGUUUCGGUGCUACAUUCAUUAUGUAGCGUUCGGCUUGAUGGACUUCAGCAGCAGCAUUCAGCCGAUGCUCUACUUGUCCAAAGAGAAGCUGCCGUGGAGUGUCAGCUGUUGCAAGAGAGGCGACACACCAAUCCCAUAG